GGGCCCCGGGGGGGCGGGGGGAGGGAUCUCGGGAGCCGGAGCCGCUCCCCCGGGAAAGCGAUGUCUCCGCCCGGCAAGAGGUGCGGGAGGCCCCCGGUGCUGUCGUGCCUGGAGAAGAAGAAGAGGAAGCAGAGCCUCGAUCGGAAGCGGGGGAAGACGCGGAUCUACGUGGGCACCCACAUCGAUCGGUGGCUGACCCUCAAGGAGAAGCUGGAUUUCAGGAACGAUGCCGACGUCGCGGGCUUCCUGCUGGACUUGUACGACAGCUGCGACCCGCUGCCCGCGGGGUCUGCCCGGCCCGGCCCGGCCCGGCCGCGGAGGAUCUCGGUGAAAGAGGACGCCUCUCUCAUAGCCGCCGACGGGACCUAUGACAACGAGAACCCGCUGUCUAAAGGCCCUUCCUGUGCUGUCACGGAAGACGUGAGAAUCAUCACGGUGAAAGAAGAGAGGGGUUUGCUGGAUGGCACCUCGUCGACCGACCCGGAUGGCACGUGCACCUUCAGGUUUCCCAGCACAAACAUCAAGAUCACGUUCACAGCGCUGUCCAACGAGAAGCGGGAAAAGCAGGAGGCCCCCGAGUCCCCGGUGAAGCCCGUGCAGCCCCAGAUCUCUCCCUUGACGAUAAACAUUCCAGACAACAUGGCUCACCUGAUCAGCCCCCUCCCUUCUCCCACCGGAACGAUCAGUGCUGCAAACUCCUGCCCUUCCAGCCCCCGGGGGGCCGGGUCUUCAGGGUACAAACUGGGCCGGGCAAUUCCGGCAGACCUGCACCUCAUGGCUGACCAUUCCCAGGCAGAGAACGAAAAGGAAGCUUCGGGAGGAGACAGCCCCAAGGAUGAUUCAAAGCCCCCUUAUUCCUAUGCACAACUAAUAGUCCAGGCAAUCACCAUGGCCCCCGACAAGCAGCUCACCCUGAACGGGAUCUACACGCACAUAACCAAGAACUACCCGUACUACCGCACGGCAGACAAGGGCUGGCAGAACUCAAUUCGUCACAACCUUUCCCUGAACCGUUACUUCAUCAAAGUUCCACGAUCCCAGGAAGAACCGGGAAAGGGCUCUUUCUGGAGGAUAGACCCGGCCUCCGAGAGCAAGCUGAUCGAGCAGGCUUUCCGGAAGCGGCGGCCCAGGGGAGUGCCUUGCUUCAGAACCCCCCUGGGAUCGCUCUCUUCUAGAAGCGCCCCGGCCUCUCCGAAUCACUCCGGGGGGCUGUCGGCCCACUCCAGCGGCGUGCAGACCCCCGAGAGCCUGUCGCGCGAGGGCUCCCCCGUCCCCAUGGAGUCCGAGCCCAGUUCCCUGCAGCCCAAACUGGCCGUGAUCCAAGAAGCGCGAUUUGCACAGAGCGCCCCAGGCUCCCCUCUGUCCGGCCAGCCGGUCCUGAUCACCGUGCAGCGGCAGCUCCCGCCCACCCUCAAGCCCGUAACCUACGCCGUCGCCGCCCCCGUGACCAGCGCGACAUCCCAGCAGCCGGUGGUGCAGACCGUCCACAUGGUCCAGCAGAUACCGACCGUGUCGGUCACGAGCGUCACCGGCCUGGCGCCGGCCAGCUCGUAUGCGGUGGCCGGCCCGGCCGUGGUGGCUCAGGCGGCCGUGGUGGCGCAGGCGGCCGUGGUGGCCCAGCCCAAGAUGGAGCCUCACGAGAACGGAGACCACCGAGAGGCGAAAGUUAAAGUGGAGCCUGUCCCUGCCCCGGGCCACCCUGCCGGGCGCCUCCUGCAGCCACCGCCCACCCCCCUGCCAACGAUGACCAUCGUGCAGCCUCCGGCUCCGCUGGGCCAACACCAGCUCCCCAUCAAAGCCGUCACCCAGAACGGGACACACGUGGUGCCUCUUCCCACAGCGCUCCAGGGACAGGUCAACACGGCUGCCGCCAGCCCCCUCCACAUGCUGGCCACCCACGCGUCCGCGUCUGCAUCCCUGCCCACCAAGAGGCAGAAUGGGGCCCCGGCUGAGCAGCCAGAGCUGAAACGCAUCAAGACGGAAGAUGGCGAGAGCUUAGUGCUGGCAGUGAGCGCAGACCUGCUGCCCGCGGCCACCAGGGACAAAGCCAGCAGCGCCAACUAAGACUCCCUUCCCCUGCACCCCUCCCUCUCCCUCCCUCCCCACCCCACCCGCACCCACUACCCCGGGCGGAGGUUUUCUUUUUAAAAACAAACCAACUCCACAUGGUGCCAAAAGGAGACAUUAGCGAACACCCAAAACCUCGGAACUCGUUCUCUCAGCAGCCAGCGGGACGGACGGGCGGGCCUGGGCUGACCUCAGCACUGAAAACCCCCAACACAGGUGGCCUUAAUCCUCAGAGGCGGCAGAAACACAAACCCAACGGCCAACCGUCCGGCUCCGGCUCGUGGCCGGGUCUCCCCGCACCCCCCCGGCCGCCGGCCCGGGGCCGCAGCCUCCUUUGUCCACCGAUUUCCCCCAAAUCCUCCCCUUGCUGCUCGGGGCGGGACCGAGCCCGACGAGGGUCCGUGGCGUGACUGGAGCCCGCCAGCCUGCUCCCGGGGGGGGAAGGGGGGGUCGCAGGGCCAGGGGCUCGCAGGCACCGCCGCCCUCCCGGGGAAGCGGACGUCUCCGAGGUGCGUUUUCAUUGGCAAUAUGACGGGGUCUUUGACAUUUCGCAUCGCUCCAUUUCUACUCCGGAAACUUUGGAACCACACAAUAACUUUUCAUGAGAAAUUUCGUUUGGUUAAAAAAGAAAAAAAAAAAAACCAAAAACAACAAAAAAACCCCUAACCCACAGAGAAACUGAAUGUAGUUUGUUUUUGUUUGCUUUUUUCUUUUUCUUUUUUUUUUUUUAAAGCGAUGGAAUGGUUUCCUUCUGUCUGUCCUGUUGGAAGUUCAACUGAAGCUACUUUAAUUACAUCUGCAGAUUUUUCCUAUUUUAGCAGUUGCCUGCUCAAUGGAACCCGACUUUAAGGCCACGUUUAGUGAGUGCUGCAGCGCUGCUUCAGGCUUGCAUGAACCAGACUGGCAAAACCUCCCGGCGUGAGGAGCGAGAGCCGUCCCCCCCAGCGGACGGACCCGGCCCCCACCCCCAGCCGGCCCCAGCCGCGCUCCCUGCUUCUAGCCUGCUCCCUUGCGCUGUUUGGUAUUUUGUGUUGACUGACUGUCCCGGCUUCCCUCCUUCCUUCCCAGCUCAAGCCACGCGCGUCUCACUGUUGUGAACGGUGAAAGGACCGGAUCUCUCCGUGGCGGCGACACCCACCCUCACCCCCCACCCACCCCCAGAGCUCCCUCACCCGGCCCGAGGGUCCGAUCGCAGAGCCGGGCGGCCGCAGACUGCUAACAUUUCGGUUGUCCUGCCGGACGUGCCCUUCCCUCUCGCUCUCCCUCCCCGCCCGCCCCCGCCUCUCGGAGAGAAGCUGCUGUGGAUUUGAACAGGAGCUGCGUCCUCGGGCGAGGCAGCGGCAUCUUUUUUUAAAAACAUUAAAUGUGUGUUCUGUACUUGUGCAUUUAAAAUGUACCGGUAAUUCUCUGAUUUGCAGGAGUAGGGUCCCACGUUUCUUUUCAAACCGGAAUUCAAAAUGAAGGCUGAUGAGCUCCCCGCUCCGGGGAGGGGUGGACGUUGGCCUUCAUCUUGAAUCUUCUGCGUCGUCAGUUUCUGUAAUCAUAACAUUAUUUAUUUAAAUGUAGUUAUUUUGGUAUUUAAUUUCCAUUUUUUAAAAAGAGCAAAGCCUGUAAUCCCCCGGGGGCCUGAAGCGGCUCAGCCUGGUCUCUCCGGGCCGGCUGGAGAACUCGUCCUUUCCCCGCCGCUUGCAGCGGUGGGAUCAGCCCCCGCUGCCGUGUGAGCCCCAGGAUGGAGCUGUCGCAACGUUUAUGCAGAGACGCGUAUUAGGAUUAUGAGAAAUGACUGCACCCAGGCUGAAUUCACCAUUCGGCCGCUGGAAAACAACAAAUAAAAAAGAAAUCCACAAUGUGAA
Messenger RNA from Ornithorhynchus anatinus (platypus), 3920 nucleotides. RefSeq names its product forkhead box K2 (gene FOXK2). Gene Ontology annotation, biological process: regulation of transcription by RNA polymerase II. NCBI's taxonomy places the organism in Eukaryota, Metazoa, Chordata, Mammalia, Monotremata, Ornithorhynchidae. Gene Ontology annotation, molecular function: DNA-binding transcription factor activity, RNA polymerase II-specific; RNA polymerase II cis-regulatory region sequence-specific DNA binding. Bases 61 to 2064 code for a protein of 667 amino acids. The transcript has 12 exons. The record is from RefSeq and is a predicted model, not a curated record.